GAUCACGCACCUAAACGGGCGGGCGUGCGCGCGCAAGUGCACUGUCGGUUUUCGGCACGGGCGACCGUGGAAGCUCUAGAAACGUCUAGCGCGAGGCUGGCAGAUGCUGCGUCACUGCGCGAGAGCGAGGAGAGACACGCUCGGCAGUAGGAGAGUGAAUCGGCGUAGCUCUAUCGUGUAUAUUUUUGCUCAGUCCUAUUUUUCACGCCUUGUUAGAUAAAAGAAAAAAAAAACCCGAGCAGGAUCGCGCCUAGGGCCAAUACUACUGUCCACGGAAGAAAGAAACCUAAAUUAGAUACCGAGAUGCAGCCAGCAACUGCUAAAUGGUAUGACAGGCGGGAUCACGUCUUCAUUGAAUUCUGUGUAGAAGACAGUAAAGAUGUCCAAGUGAAAUUUGAAAAAUCAAAGCUCAGUUUUGGCUGUCAUGGUGGAACAGAUAACCUCAAACAUCAAAAUGAAAUUGACCUCUUUGAAGUUAUUGAUCCAAAUGAAUCCAAACACAAACGCACAGACAGGUCUGUUUUGUGUUGUUUACGAAAAGCUGAACCUGGAAAAUCAUGGCCAAGAUUAACAAAGGAAAAGGCAAAGCUAAAUUGGCUCAGUGUGGACUUCAAUAACUGGAAAGAUUGGGAGGAUGAUUCUGAUGAGGAGCUAUCCAGUUUUGAUCGUUUUUCAGAGAUGAUGAAUAACAUGGGAGGAGAUGAUGACCUACCAGAAGUGGAUGGGGCAGAAGAUGACUCUGUGGACAGUGACGAUGAAAAAAUGCCCGAUCUUGAGUAAUGACAGAACUAUAGGAAUCCCUGUGACAGCUGGAAGGAAAAACUGUCUCAAAGCUGUUUGUUUUAAGAGAAAAACCCUAUAGAUUUGAGCUGGUAGCCAUAUAAAGACAAUUGCAUCUUUUUAAAAGCAGUUUUCCAGACCAUUUGAAAAAUGCUUCACUGAGGAUCAAUAUGCAUACGUUUGUACAGUCUCCAGCCAUUGGCAGUGCUGUGCUAUAGUCUUCUAUUCUGCAUGGACGAUGUACAGUUUCCAUGAUGUGUUGUGAAGUAUAGUUAUUGUCCAUUAAUCAAAAAUCAAAUGGCUCCAAUGAAAGAUAUUAAAGGUUUGAAGUUUAAUAAAAAAUGACAUUCUUACUUCCCACCCCCUUUUUUGUUUAACAGUAUC
Messenger RNA from Megalops cyprinoides (Indo-Pacific tarpon), 1164 nucleotides. It is a transcript of the gene ptges3a, whose product is annotated as prostaglandin E synthase 3a (cytosolic). Bases 304 to 780 code for a protein of 158 amino acids. Lineage: Eukaryota; Metazoa; Chordata; Actinopteri; Elopiformes; Megalopidae. Gene Ontology annotation, biological process: protein folding; chaperone-mediated protein complex assembly; telomere maintenance via telomerase. The transcript has 8 exons. Gene Ontology annotation, cellular component: nucleus; cytosol. Gene Ontology annotation, molecular function: protein-folding chaperone binding; prostaglandin-E synthase activity; Hsp90 protein binding. The record is from RefSeq and is a predicted model, not a curated record.